Erythranthe guttata (spotted monkey flower) is the source of this 2028-nucleotide messenger RNA. Its product is annotated as bifunctional purple acid phosphatase 26. Lineage: Eukaryota; Viridiplantae; Streptophyta; Magnoliopsida; Lamiales; Phrymaceae. Gene Ontology annotation, molecular function: acid phosphatase activity; protein binding; metal ion binding. The record is from RefSeq and is a predicted model, not a curated record.
CAUUUUUCUCGGGUCGGGUCAGCAACAUCACAUCCAAUGAUAAUCCGCCAAGUGUCCUCCUCCCCCCUCCUCCGCUCCGGCGCAUUUUUUACGCCGCGGAAUUCAACAAACAAACUCGAAGGAAAUUCUAAAAUGCGCCUCCCCAAUCACAUCACCCACCUAAUCUGCGCAAACUAGCGUGGCUGUAUAUAUAUAUUUGUAUAUAUAAAUAUAUAGUUAUAGUUAAAUCACCCGGCGAUUGUCGUCAGUUUUCACUCGUUUUUGUUUCGAAGCGAAGCUUUCACACUUGACUUCCAAUUUCAGGAAAUUAGGGAAAUUUGAAUCGAUGUUGGUUCGGCUGUUGUUUCUGUCAUCUGUUCUCUUGAUCUGCGUAGGGAGUGCGAAUGCCGGUAAGACUAGUGGCUUUACUCGUAAUGAGUGGCCGUCGAUUGAUAUUCCAUUAGACAAUGAAGUAUUUGCAGUUCCUAAAGGUUACAAUGCUCCACAGCAAGUGCACAUCACACAAGGUGACUAUGAUGGGAAAGCCGUUAUAAUCUCAUGGGUAACCCCUGAUGAACCUGGCUCCAACAAAGUUCAGUAUGGCCUAUCAGAAGGAAAAUACGAUUUUACUGCAGAGGGGACGGUGCAGAACUACACCUUUUACGACUAUAAAUCUGGAUAUAUUCAUCAGUGUCUAGUUGAUGGUCUACAGUAUGACACAAAGUAUUACUACGAGAUUGGGAAUGGUGAUUCGUCUAGAAAGUUUUGGUUUCAAACACCUCCGAAAAUUGAUCCAGAGGCUUCUUACAAAUUUGGAAUAAUUGGUGAUCUUGGCCAGACAUAUAAUUCUCUUUCGACUCUUGAGCAUUCUAUGCAGACUGGUACACAAGCCAUCUUAUUUGUCGGAGAUCUUUCCUACGCUGAUAGAUAUGAAAACCAUGAUGUUGGUGUCCGUUGGGAUUCAUGGGGUCGUUUUGUUGAACGGAGUGCAGCAUAUCAGCCAUGGAUCUGGUCAGCUGGAAAUCAUGAAAUAGAGUAUUUUCCACAAAUGCGGGAGGUUAUACCUUUCAGAAAUUAUCUUCACAGAUAUCCUACACCUUAUCCUGCUAGCGAAAGCAGUAGUCCUCUGUGGUAUGCCGUGAGACGGGCCUCUGCCCAUAUCAUUGUCCUGUCAAGCUACUCUCCAUUUGUAAAAUAUACACCUCAGUGGAAGUGGCUUCGACAAGAAUUAAAAAAGGUUGACCGACAGAAGACUCCUUGGCUUAUUGUUCUGAUGCAUGCACCAAUCUACAAUAGCAAUGAAGCCCAUUUCUUUGAGGGGGAAAGCAUGAGAGUAGUUUACGAGAGCUGGUUCUGUCAAUAUAAAGUUGAUGUUAUCUUUGCUGGUCACGUGCAUGCUUACGAAAGAUCGUAUCGAAUCUCAAGUUUAAGACAAAAUGGUUCUUCCUAUCCGGUACCAGACAAAUCAGCUCCUGUUUACAUAACAGUUGGGGAUGGAGGAAACCAAGAAGGUCUUGCUAAAAAAUUUAGAGAUCCCCAACCAGAUUAUUCUGCUUUUCGAGAAGCCAGUUACGGACAUUCUACAUUAGAAGUGAAGAAUAAAACACAUGCCAUUUACCAUUGGAAUCGAAAUGAUGAUGGGAAGAGAGUACAGACCGAUACAUUCGUGCUACACAACCAGUACUGGGGUAACAGUCGUAGAAGAAGGAAACUGAAGAAAAAAGUUCUCGAUUAUGCCAUUGCCAAUUUGUAAAGCAGACAAAUUUGUUCGAUCUUCGCUAAGAGACAACACCGCAAUUUGGCAGAGAGCUAAUUUCUUGAGAUGAGGAAAUCAGAGCAGCCUAAUAGAAGGUAUCGUGUUGAUCUAAACGGCAUUUUCCUGAUCCGUGUAAGAUAAAUUUAAUUUCUAUUACAGCUUUUGUUCAAUCAAUAUAAGAUCAUUUAAUCAAAAAUCACAUUUAUGUUGAUUUUUGGUGAACCGAUUACUGUAAAUAAAGAGUACGAGUAUCGAAGAAAGUUUGUGAAAAUAGCAGCACCCAAAUGAAAUGA